GGCCUUCAGGGUCAUCAUGCCGCCCACAGACCAGUUACUGCUCCCGAGGCUCAUGUGACUAAGGGGUUUGAUCAUGGUACUGCCCUUGGACUACAGGGGCAUGAAGAUAUUGGAGCACCAACAGGUUUGACAAAUCAGCCAGCUUCCCACUUCCGUGAACAGAUGCAUAGACCACCUACUGCUUCUGAGACCCAUGAGGCUGAAGGCUUUGAUCAUGUUACUGCCCAUGGGGAACUGAAAGAUCAAGGACUUCAGGAGCGCAAGUUCAAAGUAUUAACAAGUUUAGAGGAGGAUCCUCACGUCCCUAAAGAUCGUCCAGAGAUGAACCCGCAUCCGGCCAACUAUCAGAGCAAAGUCACUGAUCCAACAGGCGCCAACAAUGAGAAAGCAGGAGUUGGUCCACUUGUUCAAUCAUUCGAGAAAAUGGGCGUCAAUGAUGUUCCAGAAACAACAGGAGAACAAGGGAUCGAAGGAAUAAGAACAGAGACAAGAGCAGCAGGGGACAUGGAACUUGAUCAAGGAACAGAGCAUGGUCAAUACACAGGAUCACAUGAUCAAUUUGCUCCACAAGAGACUCCUACUAAUUUCCCCUUAGUUCCUGAAGACACUGAAUCAGUUCCAAAGAGUAUGGAUCCAAGAAAUCCAGAAGAUUUACCUCAGGAUACACUAACUGGGAAACCAGGUAGCUAUACAGAGAAGAUUUCAUCUGCAACAUCAGUAAUUGCUGAUAAGGCAGUUGCUGCUAAGAACGUUGUCGCCUCAAAACUCGGGUACGCUGGAACAAAUGAGGAAACUAAAAAGACACAAGCAACAGAAGUUGAUAAAGAUUCAACAAGAACAAACUCAGCAACUGGACUAGCACAGAAAGCUGCGAGCACAGUUGCGGGAAAACUGGCUCCAGUUUAUGAGAAGGUGGCGGGUGCUGGUAGCACAGUCAUGGCAAAAGUUCAAGGCACUACGACUGGAGUUGCAGGACAUGAAGGGAAUACUAAAGAAACUGAUAAAGGGGUGUCAAUGAAGGAGUAUUUGGCAGAGAAAUUUAAGCCUGGAGAGGAAGACAAGGCACUUUCUGAAGUUAUUUCGGGGUCGCUUUCAAGACAGAAGGAGAAAACAGGAGAAACAGGGGAGGCAAAGCCAAUGGGAAAGGUGACUGAAUCAGAGGAAGUAGAGAGGCGAUUGGGUCCCAUUGGAAACACAAUGAAAGAAGAAAAUGGUGCAUCUGGAGAAACACAAGUCGGUGAAAGCUUCGGACAGGGUGUGGUGGAUAGGGUCAAAGGUGCUGUAAGUACAUGGUUUGGGAAAGGGGGUGAAGCACAAACGGCUUCCGGCAUUACAAAGGAUUCUGCUGUGGGUGGAGGUGCUGUUGUUGGGGGAAGGGUUGAAUAAUCAACAAUGUUCCACCAAAUCUUCAGCAACCAGGCAAUUGAAGUAGUUAUAAUUAUGAAUCCUAGACUUCUUUUACUUUCGUAUUUAUGCCUAAUUUUCUGUUUCUCCUUUUCUUGUCUUGUUUAUGGUAAGAGAGUGUAUGUAUGUUGCUCUGAUUAUUCCUAGGGAAGUUGUAUCUUUUGCCUAUUCUGUUAUUUUUCAAGUAUUCCACUAAAGUGUACUCAUGGACAUGUAAUUUUCUGUAUAUAUUGUUGUUGUGUUUCA
This is a messenger RNA of Capsicum annuum, 1650 nucleotides long. Its product is annotated as low-temperature-induced 65 kDa protein. Lineage: Eukaryota; Viridiplantae; Streptophyta; Magnoliopsida; Solanales; Solanaceae. Gene Ontology annotation, biological process: response to abscisic acid; response to stress. The record is from RefSeq and is a predicted model, not a curated record.